Molecule: messenger RNA, 279 nt
Organism: Phaeoacremonium minimum UCRPA7
Lineage: Eukaryota; Fungi; Ascomycota; Sordariomycetes; Togniniales; Togniniaceae
Exons: 2
Coding region: 1-279 (92 amino acids)
Source: RefSeq, a predicted model, not a curated record
AUGUCUGAGCGCUAUGGUCCCAAGGCAGAUGGCGGUAUGGCCUCCUCCACCAAAACGCCCGCCACUGCCGGUGUGGGCGAUGACGCGCCCAAAGCACUUGACGCUGAUGGAUCUAUCGGCAAGCAAUUCACAGAGCAAGGUGCCAUUGGCGGCAUGGCGCAGAAGAUUGGGGGGCCAUUAGACAAGGAUGGUGUCAUUGGCAAACAGUUUACGACCGAGGGAAGCAUUGGGGGCACUGUUCAGGAUAAUCUCGGGGGUGUCAACAAAAAGAGCAACUAG